Elephantulus edwardii (Cape elephant shrew) is the source of this 8202-nucleotide messenger RNA. RefSeq names its product ubiquitin protein ligase E3 component n-recognin 5 (gene UBR5). Gene Ontology annotation, biological process: protein polyubiquitination; regulation of double-strand break repair; DNA damage response. The coding region runs from base 1 to 8202 and encodes 2733 amino acids. Gene Ontology annotation, molecular function: zinc ion binding; ubiquitin binding; ubiquitin-protein transferase activity. The record is from RefSeq and is a predicted model, not a curated record. The transcript has 59 exons. Gene Ontology annotation, cellular component: nucleus. NCBI's taxonomy places the organism in Eukaryota, Metazoa, Chordata, Mammalia, Macroscelidea, Macroscelididae.
AUGACGUCCAUCCAUUUCGUGGUUCACCCGCUGCCCGGCACCGAGGACCAGCUCAAUGACAGGUUACGAGAAGUUUCAGAGAAACUGAACAAAUAUAAUUUAAACAGCCACCCCCCUUUGAAUGUAUUGGAACAGGCUACAAUUAAACAGUGUGUGGUGGGACCAAAUCAUGCUGCUUUUCUUCUUGAGGAUGGUAGAGUUUGCAGGAUUGGCUUUUCUGUACAGCCAGACAGAUUGGAAUUGGGUAAACCUGAUAAUAAUGAUGGGUCAAAGUUGAACAGCACCUCUGGGGCGGGGAGGACUUCGAGGCCUGGUAGGACGAGCGACUCCCCAUGGUUUCUCUCAGGUUCCGAGACUCUGGGCAGACUGGCAGGCAACACCCUAGGAAGUCGCUGGAGUUCAGGAGUGAGUGGAAGUGGAGGAGGAUCUUCUGGGAGGUCGUCAGCGGGAGCUCGAGAUUCCCGCCGACAGACACGAGUGAUUCGGACAGGACGGGAUCGAGGCUCAGGGCUCCUGGGCAGUCAGCCCCAGCCAGUUAUUCCCGCGUCUGUCAUUCCAGAGGAGCUGAUUUCACAGGCCCAAGUCGUUUUACAAGGCAAAUCUAGAAGUGUCAUUAUUCGGGAACUUCAGCGAACAAAUCUUGAUGUAAACCUUGCUGUAAAUAAUUUACUGAGCCGGGAUGAUGAAGAUGGAGAUGAUGGUGACGAUACAGCCAGUGAAUCUUACUUACCUGGAGAGGAUCUUAUGUCUCUUCUUGAUGCUGAUAUUCAUUCUGCCCACCCAAGUGUCAUUAUUGAUGCAGAUGCCAUGUUUUCUGAAGACAUUAGUUAUUUUGGUUACCCUUCGUUUCGCCGUUCAUCGCUCUCCAGGCUAGGCUCAUCUCGAGAGAGAGACUCUGACCUGUUGCGUGAACGUGAAUCCGUUUUACGUUUACGUGAACGAAGGUGGCUUGAUGGAGCCUCGUUUGAUAAUGAGAGGGGCUCUACCAGCAAGGAAGGAGAACCAAACUUGGAUAAGAAGAAUACGCCUGUUCAAAGUCCAGUCUCUCUAGGAGAAGAUUUGCAGUGGUGGCCUGAUAAGGAUGGAACAAAAUUCAUCUGUAUUGGGGCCCUGUAUUCUGAGCUCUUGGCUGUCAGCAGUAAGGGAGAACUUUAUCAGUGGAAGUGGAGUGAAUCUGAGCCUUACAGAAAUGCACAGAAUCCUUCAUUACACCAUCCACGAGCAACAUUCUUGGGGCUGACCAGUGAAAAGAUAGUCCUCCUGUCUGCAAAUAGCAUUAGAGCAACUGUAGCUACAGAAAAUAACAAGGUUGCUACAUGGGUAGAUGAAACUUUAAGUUCUGUGGCUUCUAAAUUAGAACACACUGCACAGACCUUUUCAGAACUGCAAGGAGAACGGAUUGUUUCCUUACACUGCUGUGCUCUUUACACCUGUGCUCAGCUCGAGAACAAUUUAUAUUGGUGGGGUGUAGUACCUUUUAGUCAAAGGAAGAAAAUGUUAGAGAAAGCUAGAGCUAAAAAUAAAAAGCCCAAAUCUAGUGCUGGUAUUUCCUCAAUGCCAAAUAUCACUGUUGGUACCCAGGUAUGCUUAAGAAACAAUCCUCUUUACCAUGCUGGAGCAGUUGCAUUUUCAAUUAGUGCUGGCAUUCCUAAAGUUGGUGUCUUGAUGGAGUCUGUUUGGAAUAUGAAUGAUAGCUGUCGAUUUCAACUUAGAUCUCCUGAGAGCUUAAAAAGCAUGGAAAAAGCUAGCAAAACGACUGAAGCUACUAAGCCUGAAAAUAAGCAGGAACCAGUCAAAACGGAAAUGGGCCCCCCACCGUCUCCAGCAUCCACGUGCAGUGACGCGUCCUCCAUCGCCAGCAGUGCGUCGAUGCCGUAUAAACGACGACGGUCAACCCCUGCCCCGAAAGAAGAGGAAAAGGUGAACGAAGAGCAGUGGUCUCUUAGGGAAGUCGUUUUUGUGGAAGAUGUUAAGAAUGUUCCUGUUGGCAAGGUGCUAAAAGUGGAUGGUGCCUAUGUUGCUGUGAAGUUUCCAGGAACAUCCAGUAAUACAAAUUGCCAGAGCAAUGCUGGCUCAGAUGCUGACCCUUCUUCUCUCCUGCAAGACUGUAGACUGCUUAGAAUAGACGAACUGCAGGUUGUCAAAACUGGUGGAACACCAAAAGUCCCAGAUUGUUUCCAGAGGACUCCUAAAAAACUGUGUAUACCUGAAAAAACAGAAAUAUUAGCAGUGAAUGUAGAUUCUAAAGGUGUGCAUGCUGUUUUAAAGACUGGAACUUGGGUGCGGUAUUGUAUCUUUGAUCUAGCUACAGGAAAAGCAGAACAGGAGAAUAAUUUUCCUACAAGCAGCAUUGCUUUCCUUGGUCAGAAUGAGAGGAAUGUGGCCAUUUUCACUGCUGGGCAGGAGUCUCCUAUUAUUCUUCGAGAUGGAAAUGGUACCAUCUACCCAAUGGCCAAAGAUUGCAUGGGAGGAAUACGGGAUCCUGACUGGCUCGAUCUUCCACCCAUCAGUAGUCUUGGCAUGGGUGUACAUUCUUUAGUAAAUCUUCCUGCCAACUCAACAAUCAAAAAGAAAGCUGCUAUUAUCAUCAUGGCUGUAGAGAAACAAACACUAAUGCAGCACAUUCUACGCUGUGACUACGAAGCCUGUCGACAGUAUCUCAUGAAUCUUGAGCAAGCGGUCGUUUUAGAGCAGAAUCUACAGAUGCUACAGACAUUCAUCAGUCAUAGAUGUAAUGGAAAUAGAAAUAUUUUGCAUGCAUGUGUAUCAGUGUGCUUUCCAACCAGCAAUAAGGAAACUAAAGAAGAAGAGGAAGCAGAGCGCUCAGAAAGAAAUACAUUUGCAGAAAGGCUUUCUGCUGUUGAGGCCAUUGCAAAUGCAAUAUCAGUUGUUUCAAGUAAUGGCCCAGGUAAUCGGGCUGGAUCAUCAAGUAGCCGAAGUUUGAGACUGCGGGAAAUGAUGAGACGGUCUUUGAGAGCGGCUGGUCUGGGUAGACAUGAAGCUGGUGCUUCGUCCAGUGAUCACCAGGAUCCAGUCGAUCGAAAGGCAAAUGCUCAUUUUAUAUUAAAAUUGUUAUGUGACAGUGUUGUUCUGCAGCCAUAUCUACGAGAACUCCUCUCUGCCAAGGAUGCAAGAGGGAUGACCCCAUUUAUGUCAGCUGUAAGUGGUCGCGCUUAUCCUGCUGCAAUUACUAUCUUAGAAACAGCCCAGAAAAUUGCAAAAGCUGAAGUAUCCUCAAGUGAAAAAGAGGAAGAUGUAUUUAUGGGAAUGGUGUGCCCAUCAGGUACCAAUCCUGAUGAUUCUCCGUUAUAUGUUUUGUGCUGUAAUGAUACCUGCAGUUUUACAUGGACCGGAGCAGAGCACAUUAACCAGGAUAUUUUUGAAUGUCGAACUUGUGGCCUGCUGGAGUCACUUUGUUGUUGUACAGAAUGUGCACGAGUUUGUCAUAAAGGUCAUGAUUGCAAACUUAAAAGGACAUCACCGACAGCCUACUGUGACUGCUGGGAGAAGUGUAAAUGUAAGACACUAAUUGCUGGACAGAAAUCUGCCCGUCUCGAUCUGCUUUAUCGUCUCCUCACUGCUACCAAUCUUGUCACUCUGCCAAACAGCAGGGGAGAACAUCUCUUGCUGUUUUUAGUACAGACGGUUGCCCGACAGACUGUAGAGCAUUGCCAGUAUCGGCCACCACGAAUCAGGGAGGACCGGAACCGAAAAACAGCCAAUCCUGAAGAUUCAGAUAUGCCUGAUCAUGAUUUAGAGCCCCCCAGAUUUGCCCAGCUUGCGUUAGAACGUGUCCUACAGGAUUGGAAUGCCUUGAAAUCCAUGAUUAUGUUUGGGUCACAGGAAAAUAAGGACCCUCUCAGCGCCAGCAGUAGAAUAGGACAUCUUUUGCCUGAAGAACAAGUUUACCUCAAUCAGCAGAGUGGCACAAUUCGGCUUGACUGUUUCACUCAUUGCCUUAUAGUCAAGUGUACAGCAGAUAUUUUGCUUUUAGAUACUCUAUUGGGUACGCUAGUAAAAGAACUCCAAAACAAAUACACAGCUGGACGUAGAGAAGAAGCUGUUGCUGUAACAAUGAGGUUUCUCCGUUCAGUGGCAAGAGUUUUCGUCAUUCUCAGUGUGGAAAUGGCUUCAUCCAAAAAGAAAAACAACUUUAUCCCCCAGCCAAUUGGAAAAUGCAAGCGUGUGUUCCAAGCGCUGCUGCCUUAUGCUGUGGAGGAGUUGUGUAAUGUCGCAGAAUCGCUGAUUGUUCCGGUCAGGAUGGGCAUUGCCCGCCCAACUGCACCAUUCACUCUGGCCAGUACGAGCAUCGAUGCUAUGCAGGGCAGUGAAGAACUCUUUUCAGUGGAGCCACUGCCCCCACGGCCAUCAUCCGAUCAGUCUAGCAGUUCCAGUCAGUCGCAGUCCUCCUACAUCAUCCGGAACCCUCAGCAGAGGCGCAUCAGCCAGUCCCAGCCUGUCCGGGGCAGAGAUGAGGAGCAGGAUGAUAUUGUUUCAGCAGACGUGGAAGAGGUUGAGGUGGUGGAGGGUGUGGCUGGAGAAGAAGAUCAUCAUGACGAACAGGAGGAACAUGGGGAAGAAAACGCCGAGGCAGAGGGACAGCACGAUGAGCAUGACGAAGAUGGGAGUGACAUGGAGCUAGACCUGUUAGCUGCAGCUGAAACAGAAAGUGACAGUGAAAGUAACCACAGCAACCAAGAUAACGCUAGUGGGCGCAGGAGCGUUGUCACGGCAGCUACUGCUGGCUCGGAAGCAGGAGCAAGCAGUGUUCCUGCCUUCUUUUCUGAAGAUGAUUCUCAAUCAAAUGACUCAAGUGAUUCUGACAGCAGCAGUAGUCAGAGUGACGACAUGGAACAGGAGACGUUUAUGCUUCAUGAGCCAUUAGAAAGAACCACAAAUAGCUCCCACGCCAGUGGUGCUGCCCAAGCUCCCCGCUCCAUGCAGUGGGCCGUCCGGAAUACACAGCAUCAGCGCGCGGCCAGCACAGCCCCUUCCAGCACAUCCACACCAGCAGCAAGUUCAGCAGGUUUGAUUUAUAUUGAUCCUUCAAACUUACGCCGGAGUGGUACCAUCAGUACAAGUGCCGCAGCUGCAGCAGCUGCUUUGGAAGCUAGCAAUGCCAGCAGCUACUUAACAUCUGCAAGCAGUUUAGCCAGGGCUUAUAGCAUUGUCAUCAGACAGAUCUCAGACUUGAUGGGCCUUAUUCCUAAGUAUAAUCACCUAGUAUACUCUCAGAUUCCAGCUGCAGUGAAAUUGACUUACCAGGAUGCUGUAAAUUUACAGAACUAUGUAGAAGAAAAGCUUAUUCCCACUUGGAACUGGAUGGUCAGUAUAAUGGAUUCUACUGAAGCUCAAUUACGUUAUGGUUCUGCAUUAGCAUCUGCUGGUGAUCCAGGACAUCCCAAUCAUCCUCUUCAUGCUUCUCAAAAUUCAGCGCGAAGAGAGAGAAUGACUGCACGAGAGGAGGCUAGUUUAAGAACACUUGAAGGCCGACGGCGUGCCACUUUGCUUAGUGCUCGUCAAGGAAUGCUGUCUGCUCGAGGGGACUUCCUAAAUUAUGCUCUGUCUUUAAUGCGCUCUCACAACGAUGAGCAUUCUGAUGUUCUUCCAGUUUUGGAUGUUUGCUCAUUGAAGCAUGUGGCUUAUGUUUUUCAAGCCCUUAUCUAUUGGAUUAAAGCAAUGAAUCAGCAGACAACAUUGGAUACACCUCAACUGGAACGCAAAAGGACACGAGAACUCGUGGAACUGGGUAUUGAUAAUGAAGAUUCAGAACAUGAAAAUGAUGAUGACACCAAUCAAAGUGCUACUUUGAAUGAUAAGGAUGAUGACUCUCUUCCUGCAGAAACUGGUCAAAACCAUCCAUUUUUCCGACGCUCAGACUCCAUGACGUUCCUUGGGUGUAUCCCCCCGAAUCCAUUUGAAGUGCCUCUGGCUGAAGCCAUCCCUUUGGCGGAUCAGCCGCAUCUGUUACAGCCAAAUGCUAGAAAAGAGGACCUUUUUGGCCGUCCAAGUCAGGGUCUUUAUUCUUCAUCAGCAAGUAGUGGAAAAUGCUUAAUGGAGGUUACAGUGGAUAGAAACUGCCUUGAGGUUCUUCCAACAAAAAUGUCUUAUGCUGCCAAUUUGAAAAAUGUAAUGAACAUGAAAAAUUGGCAAAAAAGGGAAGGAGAAGAACAGACUGUGCUGCCAGAAGAAGCUGAGAGUUCCAAACCAGGGCCAUCUGCUCAUGAUCUCGCUGCACAACUGAAAAGUAGUUUGCUAGCCGAAAUCGGACUGACGGAAAGUGAAGGGCCCCCUCUUACAGCUUUCAGACCGCAGUGUAGCUUCAUGGGGAUGGUCAUUUCCCAUGACAUGCUGCUGGGACGUUGGCGCCUUUCCUUAGAACUGUUUGGCAGAGUAUUCAUGGAAGACGUUGGAGCAGAACCUGGAUCAAUCCUAACUGAACUGGGUGGUUUUGAGGUAAAAGAAUCAAAAUUCCGUAGAGAAAUGGAAAAACUGAGAAACCAGCAGUCAAGAGAUUUAUCACUAGAGGUUGAUCGGGAUCGAGAUCUUCUAAUUCAACAGACUAUGAGGCAGCUUAACAAUCACUUUGGUCGAAGAUGUGCUACCACACCUAUGGCUGUGCACAGAGUAAAAGUCACAUUCAAGGACGAGCCAGGGGAAGGCAGUGGUGUGGCACGAAGCUUUUAUACAGCCAUUGCACAAGCAUUUUUGUCAAAUGAAAAAUUGCCAAAUCUUGACUGUAUCCAAAAUGCCAACAAAGGCACCCACACAAGUCUAAUGCAGAGAUUAAGGAACAGAGGAGAGAGAGAUCGAGAAAGAGAAAGAGAGAGGGAAAUGAGGAGAAGUAGCGGCUUGCGAGGGAAUCCUAGUGACGAUCCAGAUCCUCUGCCAGCACAUCGGCAGGCACUUGGGGAGAGGCUUUACCCUCGGGUACAAGCCAUGCAACCAGCAUUUGCAAGUAAAAUCACUGGCAUGCUAUUGGAAUUAUCCCCAGCACAGCUGCUUCUCCUUCUAGCUAGUGAAGAUUCUCUGAGAGCAAGAGUGGAUGAAGCCAUGGAACUUAUUAUUGCACACGGAAGGGAAAAUGGAGCUGACAGUAUCUUGGAUCUUGGAUUGCUAGACUCUUCAGAAAAGGUUCAGGAAAACCGAAAACGUCAUGGUUCUAGUCGAAGUGUAGUGGAUAUGGAUUUAGAUGACACAGAUGAUGGUGAUGAUAAUGCACCUUUGUUUUAUCAACCUGGAAAAAGAGGAUUUUAUACUCCGCGGCCUGGCAAAAAUACAGAAGCAAGGCUGAAUUGUUUCAAAAAUAUUGGGAGAAUUCUUGGACUUUGUCUGUUACAGAAUGAACUAUGUCCUAUCACAUUGAAUAGACAUGUAAUUAAAGUGUUGCUUGGUAGAAAAGUCAAUUGGCAUGAUUUUGCUUUUUUUGACCCUGUAAUGUAUGAAAGUUUGCGGCAACUCAUCCUCGCUUCUCAGAGCUCAGAUGCGGAUGCUGUUUUCUCAGCAAUGGACUUGGCAUUUGCAAUAGACUUGUGUAAAGAAGAGGGUGGAGGACAGGUUGAACUCAUCCCCAAUGGUGUAAAUAUACCUGUCACUCCCCAGAACGUGUAUGAAUAUGUACGGAAAUAUGCAGAGCACAGAAUGUUGGUAGUUGCAGAGCAGCCAUUACAUGCAAUGAGAAAAGGUCUGCUGGAUGUACUUCCAAAGAAUUCAUUAGAAGAUUUAACAGCAGAAGAUUUUAGGCUUUUGGUAAAUGGCUGUGGUGAAGUUAAUGUGCAAAUGCUGAUCAGUUUCACUUCUUUCAAUGAUGAAUCUGGAGAAAAUGCUGAGAAGCUCUUGCAGUUCAAACGCUGGUUCUGGUCAAUAGUGGAGAAGAUGAGCAUGACAGAAAGACAGGACCUUGUUUAUUUUUGGACAUCAAGCCCAUCACUACCAGCUAGCGAAGAAGGAUUUCAGCCUAUGCCCUCCAUCACAAUAAGGCCACCAGAUGACCAAGGUGUGGCUUAUUUUACCAAUAAUGUAAUAGUGUUUUUCACCACCUCAUAUAUCAGAAGAUGUUUUUUAACAAAAAGAUGUUCUUAUUUCCUCCUCGGUGGUCGACACGCCGAGUUUGCGCAUUACGACAUACCGUAUUCCUGGGGCAGGGCGAAGACUACCUGGGGAAUCGCGACCUGGAGAAGUGACUUGGUGAAUCUGGACUAG